AUGCCAUCUCCCCUCGCAGACCCCGUCAAGCUCCCUUGUGGGCUUGUUCUGCCGAAUAGGCUAGGCAAGGCCGCAAUGGCUGAGAUGAUCGCCAAAACUAACCAGCCGACAAACGCCCUGGUUGAUGCAUAUGAGCAAUGGUCGGACGGUGGAUGGGGGAUGAUUCUUACAGGAAACGUGCAAGUCGACGUGAACCACAUGGGCAGUCCCUUCGACCCUGCUCUACACAGCGAAUAUAAGGACAGCGAAACCAACAGCUCCCUCGUCGCGCAAUGGAAGAAAUAUGCCGACACCUGCCAAAAGCACGGCACGCCGGCCAUAGUCCAGAUCUGCCACCCAGGCCGGCAGUCCUUCCGCCUUGCAGGUCAUCGCGGAAUAUUCGCGCAGACGCUCGCGCCCAGCGCCGUGCCCAUGAAGGUUGGAGAUAGCUAUUUUGAGAAGCUGAUUGGGUGUUUGGUCUGGACCCAGCCCAAGGAGAUGACAACUCAGGAUAUUGAAAGGGUUAUUCGUCAGUUUGUUGAUACCGCGAGACUUAUGGCGGAUGCUGGGUUUUCGGGUAUUGAGCUACAUGGUGCGCAUGGGUAUUUGAUUGAUCAAUUCCUCAACGGCAAGACAAACCUCCGCACAGACGCAUACGGCGGCACACCCGAAAAGCGCGCCCACUUUGUCCUAGAGAUCCUCUCUCAAACACGCAAAGUCGUACCCGCGACCUUCGCAAUCGGCAUCAAGCUAAACUCAGCCGACCACAGCUCCACAAUCUUCGAAGAAACAAUGACGCAAAUCGCACUUCUAGCCGAAGCCGGCAUCGACUUCAUGGAAAUCUCAGGCGGCAGCUACGAAGACCCAAAGAUGAUGGGCUACGGCAAAGCCAAUCCGGCAGCACCAGAAUCGUCACGCACCGCAGCGCGCGAAGCCUUCUUCCUCGAGUUCUCGAAGGAGGUGCGACAGCGCCAUCCUGAGCUUGUGCUUAUGUUGACCGGUGGGUUCCGCACGCGUGCUGGGGCAGAGGCUGCUAUUAAGGAUAAUGCUUGUGAUCUUGUUGGUAUUGGGCGGCCUGCAGCUAUUGAUCCGAAGUUCCCGCGUCUGUUGCUUGAUGAGAGUGUCGGCGACGACGAGGCGCGGAUGCCCUUGAAUAAGGCGCCUAUUCCGUGGUAUACACGUUUCUUGCCGUUGCCUCUUAUUGGGGCUGGGGCUGAGAGCACGUACUAUGCUGCGCAAAUUCAGAGAUUGGGUAAAGGGAUUGCUGCCAUUGCUCCUCCUUGGUAG
Penicillium roqueforti is the source of this 1266-nucleotide messenger RNA. Its product is annotated as NADH:flavin oxidoreductase/NADH oxidase family protein. The record is from RefSeq and is a predicted model, not a curated record. The transcript is spliced from 6 exons. NCBI's taxonomy places the organism in Eukaryota, Fungi, Ascomycota, Eurotiomycetes, Eurotiales, Aspergillaceae. Gene Ontology annotation, molecular function: oxidoreductase activity; FMN binding. The coding region runs from base 1 to 1266 and encodes 421 amino acids.